AUGAGGCGUUCGCCCCACUGUGCGCCGCCAGCAUACGCACCACCGCCGCCGCCACCAACAUACAAUAUAUACACGCCACCGCCUGUGCCACCAGUGCACAUGCCCCCGAUUGCGUACACGCCGCCGGUAUACACACAUCCGGGAUACACGCACCCGGGAUACACGCACCCGGGAUACACGCACCCGAGAUACACGCACCCGGGAUACACGCAUCCGGCAUACACGCACCCGGGAUACACGCACCCGGGAUACACCCUGCCGGGAUACACACCACCGGGAUACACGCCACCGGGAUAUAUGAACACGACAGGAAAUAUACCGACAUUCGUGCCAGGAGUAUGCCCCUAUACGUUGUAA
Messenger RNA from Temnothorax curvispinosus, 357 nucleotides. Its product is annotated as repetitive proline-rich cell wall protein-like. The transcript has a single exon. The record is from RefSeq and is a predicted model, not a curated record. NCBI's taxonomy places the organism in Eukaryota, Metazoa, Arthropoda, Insecta, Hymenoptera, Formicidae. The coding region runs from base 1 to 357 and encodes 118 amino acids.